This is a messenger RNA of Artibeus jamaicensis (Jamaican fruit-eating bat), 2705 nucleotides long. RefSeq names its product zinc finger BED-type containing 1 (gene ZBED1). Lineage: Eukaryota; Metazoa; Chordata; Mammalia; Chiroptera; Phyllostomidae. The transcript has 2 exons. Gene Ontology annotation, cellular component: nucleus. Bases 151 to 2253 code for a protein of 700 amino acids. Gene Ontology annotation, molecular function: DNA binding; protein dimerization activity. Gene Ontology annotation, biological process: regulation of transcription by RNA polymerase II. The record is from RefSeq and is a predicted model, not a curated record.
CGCGGGAGGCCCUGCGCGUCUACGCGAUGGGCACAGCGGUGAUCCUGGCGCAGCUGCUGCGCCGCUGCCUCGGGGGCUUCUCGGAGCCAGCAGGUGGCCACGCGUGAGAGGCGCGCCCCCGCUCAGCCCCUCCUCCCCCGGGCCUGGACGAUGGAGGGGAAGAGCCCCGACAGCUGCCCGCCGGACCUCAAGCUGGUGGCCCACCCGCGCGCCAAGAGCAAGGUGUGGAAGUACUUCGGCUUCGACACCAACGCGGAGGGGUGCAUCCUGCAGUGGAAGAAGAUUUACUGCCGCAUCUGCAUGGCGCAGAUCGCCUACUCCGGGAACACCUCCAACCUGUCGUACCACCUGGAGAAGAACCACCCCGAGGAGUUCUGCGAGUUCGUCAAGAGCAACACCGAGCAGAUGCGUGAGGCCUUCGCCACCGCCUUCUCCAAGCUGAAGCCCGAGGCGUCGCAGCUGGCGGCACAGGACCCGCUGGCCGCCGCCAAGGCCGGCCUCAGCCACGAGGCCAAGAGGCAGCAGGAGCUGACGGCCGCCGUGCUCGGCCUCAUCUGUGAGGGGCUGUACCCGGCCUCCAUCGUGGACGAGCCCACCUUCCGCCUGCUGCUGAAGACGGCGGACCCCUGGUACGAGCUGCCCAGCAGGAAGUUCUUCUGCGCCAAGGCCAUCCCCGAGAAGUACGGCGCCGUGCGCGAGGCAGUGCGCAAGGAGCUGGCCGACGCGCCCUGGUGCGGCCUGUCCACCGACGUGUGGCGAAGCCACAACCAGAACCGGACGUACGUCACGCUGGCUGCCCACUUCCUCGGCGGAGGGGCCCCCCACGGCCUGUCCCCGGGCUCCCGGUGCCUGAAGACGUUCGAGGUGCCCGACGAGAACGCGGCGGAGACCAUCACGCGGGUCCUGUACGAGACGUUCAUCGAGUGGGGCAUCAGCGCCAAGGUGUCCGGGGCCACCACGGACGGCGGCAAGGACGUGGCCAAGGCCUGCUCGCUGCUGGACAUCGCGGUGCAGAUGCCCUGCCUGGGCCACAGCUUCGACGCCGGCAUCCGGCAGGCCUUGCAGCUGCCCAAGCUGGGCGGGCUGCUGGCGCGCUGCCGCCGGCUGGUGGACUACUUCCAGCAGUCCCCGGUGGCCAGGUUCAUGCUGCAGGAGAAGCAGAAGCUGCAGCGCCGGGCGCCCUGCAUGCUGGUCAGCGACCGCGUGUCCUGGUGGGGCAGCACGCUGGCCAUGCUGCAGCGCCUGCUGGAGCAGCAGUUCGUCAUCGCGGGCGUCCUGGUGGAGGACAGCAACAACCACCACCUCAUGCUGGAGGCCGCCGAGUGGGCGGCCAUCGAGGGCCUCGUGGGGCUGCUGCAGCCCUUCAAGCAGGUGGCGGACAUGCUGAGCGCGUCCCGGCACCCCACGGUCAGCAUGGUCAAACCGCUGCUGCACAUGCUGCUCAGCACCACGCUCACGGUCAAGGAGACGGACUCCAAAGAGACCAGCAUGGCCAAGGAGGUCAUCGCCAAGGCGCUGGCUGAGACCUACCAGGAGACGCCCGAGAUCGACAUGUUCCUCAACGUGGCCACCUUCCUGGACCCGCGCUACAAGAAGCUGCCCUUCCUGUCCGCCUUUGAGCGGCAGCAGGUGGAGAACCGGGUGCUGGAGGAAGCCAAGGGCCUCCUGGACAAGGGCAAGGACGGCGCGCCCGCGGCGGCGGCGGCGGCGGCCGAUGACAAGGCCUUCGGGCAGGCGGAGGAGCCGCCCGCCAAGAAGCCGGGGCUGCCGUCCACACCGCCGCCGCCCACCAGCGUCAUCAACAGCAUGCUGGCGGAGAUCUUCUGCCCCACGGGCGGCGUGGAGGACCAGGAGGAGGUGCACGCGCAGCUGCUGGAGGAGCUGAGCAACUUCAAGUCCCAGAAGGUGCUGGGGCUGGGCGAGGACCCGCUGCGCUGGUGGUCGGACCGCCUGGCGCUGUUCCCGGUGCUCCCCAAGGUUCUGCGCAAGUACUGGUGUGUGGCGGCCACGUGCGCCCCGCCCGAGCGCCUCUUCGGCGCCGCGGCCAGCGUGGUCAGCGCCAAGAGGAACCGCCUGGCGCCGGCGCACGUGGACGAGCAGGUGUUUCUGUACGAGAACAGCCGCGCAGGGGCGGAGCCGGAGCCGGAGGGCGAGGGCGAGGGGGACUGGGGGCUGGACCAGGAGCAGGCCUUCACGUUCGGGGAUGCGGUGCACAGCGGCUUCUUCGGGGUCCGGGAGGGCGGAUUCGCGUAGCGGGGGUGGAAGGGGGGCGGCUCAGGAAAGCGGUAUAGGGGCGGGGUGCUUGGCCGUGCGCACAGACAAACCACAAAAACAAAGCCGAGACUGGGGAGGGCUGGAAGACGGCACCAGUCGCAUCCCAGUAGAAGAAGGGACAUCCGCUUCCAUAACCAGCAUGCGUCCCCGCCCUCACUGAGGACAGGACGAGGGACUCUGUGAUCUGUGAUUCCCACAGCUGAAAGUCACAACUACCGGCAGAGGAGAAUGAACCCAUCCCUCCGAGGCCCCAGCACCGUGUGGGGCGCCCCGGCGCUCCUUCCGCGGGGAACACGCGUGCGCAAAUCCGAACCCUGCCUCUCAGAUUCACCAGAGUCUGGAACCAAAUGCGCACUGGUGUUUGUUGUGGGGUAACAGCUGUUCGAAGUGACCGCGCCAUGGAAGCGCAUAUUAAACACCAGAAAACUGGC